GUUACUUCGAAAGACCAGUCGUGGGGAGCGUUGAUUCUUUAUUUGGUUGUGGAUGAGUCUCACAGGUCACUCCGUUUACCGAGAGAAGAAACAUGACACCUGAUUUGGACACCAAGGACCGCUGCUUUAGGGCCUUGCUUAUCCAAGGCAAUUUGGUCAUUGCAUGCUGCGGGAUUGCCUUGAUGGCCAUGUGUAUCUUCUUCAUAUCGGAUCGAGCCGGAUUGUAUGUUUUGGUCUAUGCUACAGGAAAUGACAGCAUCUGGAGGGGAGCCUGGAUAGGCCUUUUCACUGGGUUUGCCCUUUUCUGCACAUCGAUCUUUGGAAUGCACGCCAUAGUUGUGUCCAAAAGAAAUAUCCUACUUGCUUACAUCCUCCUGAUGGUGAUCAUAUAUGCAUUUGAGGUGGCAUCAGCUAUUACUGCUGCAACACAUAAAGACUGGUUUGUCCCUGAACUCUUCCUGAAGCAAAUGCUACAGAACUACAACAAACCUCUACCAGAUAAUCUGCCCAGCACCCAGGACCAGAUCUAUGUAAUCAACGGGAUAACAGAAGCAUGGAACCGGUUCAUGACUGAGUCUAAGUGCUGUGGAGUGUACGGGCCAGAGGAUUGGGUGAAGUAUGAGUCCCACUUCAGGCAGCAGAACACAGAUGCUGAUAAUCCUUGGCCCAGACAAUGCUGUCAGCAGGAUGCUAUGGGAGCCAUCAGCCAUUUAGAAGCCUGCAAAAUUGGGGUUAGCCCUUUCCUGCAUGUACAGGGUUGUUAUGAUUACAUUGCUGGUCCUUUGAUUAGACACAGCUUUGGAGUCUCAUGGUUUGGAUUCGCCAUAUUGUGUUGGACAUUCUUUGUGAUACUGGGAGUCAUUUUCCACUACACUCAGUUGGAUAUCUGAGGAUGACCAACAAAGAAAGCUUCAAAUAAACUUCAGUUCAGACCUACGAGUAAAGAAGUAAUGCAAAUAUAACACUUUUUUUGUUAUGAUCAACUAAUAACCUUACAAUUCAUUACAUUUCAAUGUCUCUAAUCCAAAUGAAAAGAACCAAUAAAUGUACUAAAUACAAUUUUA
Oncorhynchus gorbuscha (pink salmon) is the source of this 1064-nucleotide messenger RNA. Its product is annotated as uroplakin-1b-like. The transcript has 8 exons. Gene Ontology annotation, cellular component: membrane. The coding region runs from base 93 to 890 and encodes 265 amino acids. Lineage: Eukaryota; Metazoa; Chordata; Actinopteri; Salmoniformes; Salmonidae. The record is from RefSeq and is a predicted model, not a curated record.